This is a messenger RNA of Anoplophora glabripennis (Asian longhorned beetle), 1472 nucleotides long. Its product is annotated as putative nuclease HARBI1. The transcript has a single exon. Lineage: Eukaryota; Metazoa; Arthropoda; Insecta; Coleoptera; Cerambycidae. Bases 195 to 1202 code for a protein of 335 amino acids. The record is from RefSeq and is a predicted model, not a curated record.
AAAAUCGUAGAGGAGAUGCUUAGCAAUGGAGCACCUGCUAGUUUUGUAAGUAUCUACUUAACACUGAGUGCCUACUUAAGUUUCGGUAUGAAUAAAAGUAAGUAUAUGCUACACAAAUGAAGCAACUACUCACAAUAAUUUAAGGUACCUUGGUAGGAAGCUCAGCAUCAGUAAUAACUGUGCUUUCGGAAAUAAUGGCCGAAUUUAUGCCUAUUGCUCGUGCAAGAAAGUAUUAUAAGGUUCGAAGAGACUCUCGGGAUACCGACUAUCGAAUUUUGUAUCGAUUUAACAGAAAUAACGUAGAAUGGCUUGCUCAACAUUUCCUGGGAGAUGAGUUUGAAAACAGAGGUGGUGCUCUAACGACCACUGAGAAGAUGAGAAUUUUUCUUCGUUAUGUCGGCGACCCGGGAUUUCAAAGUGGCGUAGGUGAGGACAUUGGGGUGCACCAAUCAACGGUAUCAUUAACAGUUUCAUCAGUAAUAGAUGCUAUAAUACGAAAAUCAAAUAUAUGGAUACAGUUUCCGUCAACUACUGAAGCGUUAGAGCAAGAGAAACAUAAAUGGCAAGAAAAGUAUAAUUUUCCUUCUGCUAUCGGUGCGAUAGACUGCACUCACAUUCCUAUCAUUAAACCGGCUGUACACGGAGAUGAGUAUGUCAACAGAAAGGGGUUCUGCAGUCUAAACGUUCAGGCAACGUGCAACGUCCGAGAGGAGUUUACAAGUGUCGAUGCGUCUUGGCCAGGAGCCGUUCAUGACUCACGCAUAUGGAGAAAUUCUGCCAUUUUUAAUAUCAUGCGGUGGAAUACAGCUAGUGCACUUCUUCUUGGAGAUUCAGGUUAUGGACUUACCCCGUGGCUUAUGACUCCAUACAGAGACCCUGUCACUCCUGAGCAAAUUACAUAUAAUAGAUGUUUUACUCGAGAACGUGUUAUAAUAGAAAGGUGUUUUGGCCAAGUUAAACAGCGCUUUCCUAUAUUGCAAAACAAAAUUCGAGUAAAUACAGGAAAAGUUCCGUCUCUUGUAUUAAGCUGCUUUAUUUUGCAUAAUAUUGCAAAACACCUCAACGAUGAAGAUUUUGAAAUUUUUGAAGAUGCCAACAAUAAUGGUGAUGAUUUACAGAUCAAUGUAGAUUAUGGUGAGGCAGUUGUGCGUCAGAGAGGACAACUGAGAAGAGAUGCAAUAGCAAGAAUAAUUCACGGUUAAUACUAAGUAAGAUGCUGUUUGCAUUUAGACUGUAUUACAUAUAUCUUUUUAUCAAGUAUAGAAUGUUCUUCAUUCAUAAACUGUAGCAUAGUACUUACUAUAUUUCAGUUAAAUAAAAAACCCAGUUAAAUUAAUGAGUAUUUAAUAUCAGUUCUAUAAAUUUAUAAAAAUAGGGAAGUUUUCAUCGAUGUUUUCAUUGUCCGGAAUGUUAAGCAGUAUUGCAUCAGUCGCAUCUCCUUGAGUAUUAGGGUUGACCUGUUCCAUAUCCUU